Cladocopium goreaui is the source of this 1540-nucleotide messenger RNA. NCBI's taxonomy places the organism in Eukaryota, Dinophyceae, Suessiales, Symbiodiniaceae. The record is from the annotation of a GenBank genome assembly.
AAAUGUUGUGAAGUUGUGAACGCCAUGGUCAAGGCGGAGCUUGGAAAGCCACUUGUUCUGGGAGAUCUUGAUCCUGGUUCUUCGGACUCGGCAGCAAUUCUUUGGCUUCAUGGCUUUGGGGAUUCGCCUGGAGGAUGGGCUGCAGGUCUGCAGCCAUUCCGAACCUCGGUGGAUGCAAAGUGGAAGUGGAUCCACCUUUGUGCACCCACCUUUGUACAGCCAUGCUUCGGGAAUCGAAAAUUCAGGGCGUGGGGACAGUUUCUUACACAGGAACGGCUUCGACCAGGAUCCACUGAUUACAUGGAUAAUGACAAAGAAGGUGCUUACGCCUCCUCAGUAGAAGCAGUGCUAGCUGAACUUGGUGAACUAGAGCGAAGUUUGCCGCCCAAUCGGUUGGUGAUUGGUGGUUUUUCGCAAGGGGCAGCUAUUGCCUUGGAAUGUGCACUUCGGUAUCCAAAGGCUUUGGCCGGUUGCAUUGUCUUAGCGGGCUGGGCCAGACCACCUGUGCAUGAGUUGCUUGCAGCUGCCAAAGGGAAGCAGGAGAUCUCCACACCAUUUUUACUUUGCCACGGCGAAUCUGACGAUAUGGUAGACGUUAGUUGUGCGGAAGCUGCCAAAGACAUGUUGCUUGAGUCUGGUGCGAAUGUUCAGUUUCACAAGUACCCUGGCAUCCAGCACGAGUCGUGUCCAGAACUUCUCACUGCUGUCAUGGAAUUUAUGUGCAAUAGUCUGCACUUGCAAAUUCCUGAGAACGUCAAGUGGGAAAAUGGGAGUGACAGUGAUUCAGAAAACGCUCUGGUUUAUGUGUCAAGGAGUAGGCUGGAGCCUCUUCAAAAUGCACAAGGAGACCUUGGCAAUGAAUCUAUUGUGGAACUACUUGACCCUGCCGGUUUAGCUGAAACUGAGAUUCUUGUACCUGCGGUCUUGCAGCCAGAACAACUGUUGUCUAUGCCUCCUGCAGAAGCGAUCAAAGUUAUCGCGGAAGCGGUUGGGGGUUCCACUGGGCCAGAGAUCACAGUCAAAGAGUGGCGUGACAUGCAUUGCCUGUGCAGUGAAGCUAGUGAAGAGGCUGAGGAGGAGGAGUUGAGCAACGACGACGAUGACAGCGAUGCGGAACCACAAGAGGAUGGCCAGAGCGGUCAGGCUGCCGAGUCCGAGGCUUGCAGCGAGCCGCCUGAAAAAAGAUCGCGUCGAGAAGGUGCAGACGGUGCAGACGAUUGACCAGGGCAGGCAUAGCAUGGGAAGUGCACAGCGAGACUUGCCAAGUAAUUACAAAAAAAAGUCCUUGCAUGUUGCGGGGGAAGUGUGACUGAAGUCUGCUCAAAAUGUGCACAGCACGGUACAGCAUCUGGCUUUGUGCAGAGUUGUGCAUGCUUGAACCAGCUCAUUUUUGAUUUAAGCAAAACUCAACAGUUUCAACAGAACGUGGCAGAAUGAGUGCAUAAAGGCAUAAGAAGGGCAAAGCUCUGUGGCAGUGAAGUCCCUUUGCCAGAAGCCUAAGGAAUGAACAAUCGUCAGGGGAGAACAGCAAUUUCAGAUG